Messenger RNA from Plectropomus leopardus (leopard coralgrouper), 689 nucleotides. The record is from RefSeq and is a predicted model, not a curated record. NCBI's taxonomy places the organism in Eukaryota, Metazoa, Chordata, Actinopteri, Perciformes, Serranidae.
GUGGGUCAGCUCAGAAAACUAACCAGAGACACCGGAGUCGCCUUGAUUCUCCUCAUCACGGCCAAACUCCUGGUGAUGCCGCUGGUCUGUAAAGACAUGGUGGAUAUUCUGGAUGUCGGCGUGAACAGCACAAGCGCCAACCACACCAGUUUGUCUAACUUUGCUUUCCUUUACGGCGUCUUCCCGACCGCACCCUCCGUGGCCAUCUACGCCGCGCACUACAACAUCGAGCUGGAGGUGGUGACUUCAGGGAUGGUCAUCAGCACGUUUCUGUCUGCUCCCAUCAUGUACGUGUCGGCCUGGUUACUAACAAUCCCUCUGAUGGACCCGACGCCGCUGGUGACGGAGCUGGAAAACGUCAGCUUCAACAUCAGCAUCGUCAGCCUCGUGGCUCUGGUGUGGACCAUCGUGGUGAUGUUGCUCAGCAGGAAGUUUAACAGACUUCCUCACCUGUUUGCCUUAAACCUUUUCCUGGCUCAGUUUUUGGUGUGCGUCAGUAUGAUCCUGUGGAACUUUUUGGUGAAACAAGAAGAUAAUCUGGUGGGAAAAAUCCUCACCUUCACUCUGCUGUACGGGUCUCUGUACAGCACCUACAUCUGGACAGGUUUAAUCCCUCUGUGUCUGGCUCUCACUAACAGAGACGACCUGCUGAGACUCCGGCCGGGAGUUUUCAUGAUUUUGGGUUGGGG